Molecule: messenger RNA, 9519 nt
Organism: Chara braunii
Lineage: Eukaryota; Viridiplantae; Streptophyta; Charophyceae; Charales; Characeae
Source: the annotation of a GenBank genome assembly
GCGGCGGGUGUGUUUGAGUGAAUGAAUGUAUGAGGACUCGCGUUGAUCGCUACAGCAGCUGGGCGAUCGUGGCGAUCGUUCAAGAUGCCGCCUCUACAGCAGGGCGGUGGCUUCCAGUUCAUGCCCAAGGUUCAGCCUUUGGAUUGGGAGUCUGUGCUAGAGAUCGACGUGGAUUCAUUGCAAAACCGCUCCGCCGAUUCAGCAGAGAUGAUGGAGACUUUAGAAGAAGCGGCUCGCAAUCUUGUUCCCGUGAAGAUCGAUGUCGACUCCUCAGAGGUCACUGUGGACAGAGCUGUCCACCUCGCAAAACUGCUGCAGCUUUGUCUCGAAUACACGGUGGAGAUGGCUUCCGACUCUAUGGGAGAGAUGGCGAACGAGAUAGACAAGCUGAAGGAGGAUUUGAACGAGUCUCGUGAGGAGGGAAAGGACCCGCAGGGCAAGGUCAGCCGCCUGGAAGUCGAGGUGGCUGAUCUGACCCAGGAUCUUCAAGAUGCUUUACAGAAGCUUGACGACUACGAGCAAGAGAUCGAUCUGUUGCGGGCAGAGUUAGCGGAGGCGAAGGUAGAUGAGGAGCAACGCGUCCUGGAGACGGAGCUGCGGCGGGAGAUGGACGACCUGCGAUCCAAGAACGAUCGUCUUCAGAACGAACUAGAGAAGGCUGAGAGCACCGUCGAGAUGGAACGGCAAAGGUCGGAAAGACUAGAGCAGGAGCUUCGAGAGGAAAGAAGCCAGUUGAGAAGCCUGAGGGAUCAGUGCAAGCACUUGGAGGAGGAAGUGGCAGAUUUGCGUGGGCAGCUGAGCCUGGAGCAGAAGAUGCUGCAGACCAAGGAGGAGGACGAUAGAGACUUGAUGUUCAAGCUGCAGGCGAAGAACAGAGAUCUCGAGCGCUAUCAUCGAGAGAACAAGCUGCUGGAAACGCACUUGGGCGAGCUGCAAGCGAAGAACGAAGAGCUGCUGGCGGAGGUGCUGCAGCUAAGUGAUAACAUCGUGCAGCUGGACGAUGCGCAGAAGGAGAGGGAUGCCAGGAUAAGCCAGUUGGUGGCUGCAGCGGAGGAGCAGGAGAAGGAUAACCAACAGCUCAGACAGGCUAUGGGUGACCUGCAGAAAGAAGCGGCGGAGAAGAUGAUGCUUCUCGAGCAGUUCGAGCAGAGGUUUGCGCAGAUGACCAAGGAAUGGGCGUCGCGGGAGGCUGAGCUGCUGAAGAAGAACCAGGAGCUGCAGACCGAAGCGGAUGGGUUAAGACGACGUCUGGAGGAGCAGUUCAUGAUGCUGGACGACGAAUUCAGGAGGAGAGGGGAUGAUGCUGUGGUCAGGGAAAAACAGAAAAAGCUCGGCGAUCCUGAAUAUGGAGAAGGCGGGAAUCGAGUGGGAGAGGAGUUGAGGGAACUGAGGCUGCAGCUGAGGCAGCAACAGGGGAAGGAGGUGCUGCUGCUCGAAGCGUACGAGCAGCUGGAGAAGGAUCGAGAGGAUGAGAUUGCAGCCGCGCUGGCGAGACAAAAGGGGCUGAUGGAGAAGCGAGAAAGGGAGAGGAGGGAGCUGAUGGACGACCUAGAGGCGGAAAGAAAGCGGUACGCGCAGCUUGAUAACUCGCUCGUGGAGGCGCAGACGGAGAGAGACGAGGCUGUGUCGCGCCUGGCAGACUACGAGGCGGGUGUGUAUGGGUUGUCCGCAGCCAUGGCGGAGGUGCGCAAGCUGAAGCGUCUUGCGCGGGAGGGGGAGGACGAACUGCACUCGUGUAUGAAGAAGCUCAGCGAGAGCGAGCAGAGGAUGGAAGAGCUGAUCGAGGAGAACUUGCGUCUGAGAGAGAUGGCAGGAAUUGCCGAUGACACCGUGCUGAACUUGGGCGAUUUCCGAUUACGAAAGGACAUAGAACUGGAAGAGCUCCGCGCUCUCAACGCGCAGUUGGAGAAGGAGGUGUUUGAUCUGGAAGAGGAGAGAGCCGAGCUCAAGCACGAACUUCGUUUCCGUGUCAAGCACCACGGCAUGGUGGCUGCGCAGAUGGGACUUACAUCCAAGCAAUUAGCGAGGCUAGAGAAGUAUGCAGAAUGGCUAAGGUAUGGGAGAGUGCGGAAUGGGGCGACGACAGCAGAAAGCCGAUCACUUUGGGAGGGCGAUAUGGAAGUGGAGGAGGAGGAGGAGGAGGAGGUGGCCAGAGUCGCAGAGCGAGACAGCAGAAGUCGAGGUGUCAUGUCUGUUGUCCAGUGGAAAGAGGACGGAGGGUCCCAACAAAACCGGGACAAGUGGGGAUGGGCAAGCGAGGGGUUGCCCUCCAACUAUAGCAACAAUAUACCCAGAUCGAGGGACGGGCAAGGAGGAGUAGGGGUAGCAGAACUGCUGAGAGAGAGAGUGAUCACGAUAUUGGAGAGGUUAUGGAGGUACGGGGAUUGGCUCAUGUCGAACAACAAGGGGCAAGGGAAGCGGAGGAGGCGUAACAGGGAGAACAGAGGGGUCGAUGAGGACGAUUGGGACCGGAAAGAACAGCGAGGCACGGGGGCUGACAGAGUAAGGGAGCACGAAUGGGAGGGGGUGAAGGCAGAGAUCGGCGAGGUGCUGAAGCUCCUCCGACAGAGCCCAGCCGCCGCCGACCGCGGAGGCAGAAAGAAAACAGGAAGAAAGAGAGUGAGGGAGAGAGAGAUGAAGGAUGAGGAACGGGAGAAUCGGAAGCGGCUUUUGGGGGUGAAAGCGAGCGCAGGAAAGUUAUUGCGCUUAGAGCUAGCUGAGAAGACGACAGUGGGUUCGGGCACAAUAACCGACGAGUCUGCUGGGACAGGAGGAGGAGGAGGGGUGGCAACGGAGAUGGUGGAGGCAAGCCCGAAACAGGUGAAGAGGAAAGAGGACGUAGUAGAGCCUCACAGGGGAGAGGUUGAGAAGAUCGUACAGGGAGAACAGAGAAGUGGUGGAGUCGGAUCGAACGGCGAUGGUGCCGCAUGCAAGAAGACCCAGAGGAAGGGUGAUGUUGCUUGGCUGCAAUCGCAAUUGAUUAAGGCUCUCGAACAGGUUGGAGCGAAGGAUGAAAUGCUGACAUCUGCCUGGUCGGAUAUGGAGAAGUAUAAAGAGGAGAUGCUGCAGCUGUGCAAUCAGCGGAGCAUGUUGUACAGGGAGUACAUUGGGGAGAGGGAGAAGUGGAAGACGGAGAGGCAGAGACUGGAGAGGGAGGUCGAGGAGUCCAAACAGGCGGCAGAAGAAGCGCGUGCGGCAGCGGAAGAGUGGGAGAGAGCGGCUGCGCGGAGCGCAUCUGCUGAUGGGAGCGAAGAGGCGAGGAAGGGGGAGGAGGGAGCAAGGACCAGUGGUGGGGGGAGGUCUAGUCGAGAGGUGGCGCUGAUUCGACGUACAGUAGUUCUGCAGGUGAAACUCAUCAGGAUGGGAAGGAGCUUAGCGGCAGCAAGAGAAGGGGAGGCGGCAGCAAGGAGGAAAGCAGAGGAGGCGGAAGAAGAAUGCAGAGAGGUGGAGUCGUACGUAAGACCUUAUAUCAAUUAUUUGGAGAGUGCGAGGGACGAAGGGCAGCAUAGGAGAAGGGUCCUCGAGAGGAAAUUGGCAGAGAGCAUAGGGAAGCAAGAGUAUGAAGACGUUGUGAGACAGCUCCUGAAGGCCAGACAAGAGGUUAAGAAGUGGAUGGAAGAGAAGAUGUCAUGGGUGAGUGACCAAAGCGGCAGCGAAGUAGAUAAACAGCAGAAGCGAGACUCCUCUAGACCUGCACAAGGUGAGGAGGAGAUCGAACACUGGAAGUCCCAAUGCGAAGAGCUGAAGAGGGUAUUACUGGCGCUAGAGAAGAAGGGAGGGAAUGGAGUUGUUGGCGCAAAGGCAGAGAAGGCGGUGAGGGAGGGAGGUGAGUUGGCCGUGCUCAGAGUAAGCGAAGCUGCGAGCAAGAAGAGGGAGGAGAGAGCAGUCAGGGAGAGGGAGAUGGCGAUGCAGCUGAAGGAAGUGGCAGAGGGGCGAGUCAAGGAAGUGGAAGGGCAGCUGAGGGAGAUGGCGCGCCAGCUCCACGCUACCCUCGAAGCGGAACGGGAGGCGAGGAAAGGCGGGGCACAGGAGUUGGUGGACAAGAAGGAAUACAUCCAAGUGGUGGAGAUGAUCGAGCAACUUCAAGCACGGCUUCUGAAGGCCGAGAGCGAAGCACGGAAAUGGGAACAAGAGGCGUCUGCCUCCGAUUCCCGAUUGAACGCGGUGGUGGCGAACGAGACGAAGGCGAAGGCGGAGAUCCAGGAUCUGAGGGCCGCUCUGCGCGACCUGGAGCAGAUCAGCGAUGGAAGUGCGGAGCUGGGAAAGAUGCACGAGCGAAUGAUCCGAAUUAGACAGAAGGAGAUCACUCUCCGACGGCAGCUGGAUCGUGUGGAGGCUGAAAGACGACGCCUGAAAGAAACUAACAUGCGACUCCUUCAUAAAAUCGACGACAAGGAAGCCGAACUGUUUCGUUGUCAGGAGAACGCACGCGCGGAGAGAACGGAUAAUCUGCGGCUCAUCGGACGGCUGCAAGCCGCGCUUGCGUGGCAAGUGGAGGGGGAAACCGCCCGGAGAUGGUGUCGUGAGCUGCUGCAGACGAAGGCAAAGUGUGAGCAGAUGGAAAAGGAAAUGACAACGAGGAACGAGGAAAUCGAGUCGUUGCGCAGGAAGCUCGAGGAAGCCGAGGGAGACGCUGAGAGAGCGAAAGAGAUGGACAAGCUGAUGGCGGAGGACAAAACGAUCCCAGAAGUGUACAAGCACAACGUCCAGCUAAGUCAGCAAACGCUCAGCCUAAAGCUGACGAUCGCCAGGCAAGAGAGGGAGCUUGAGAAGCUCAGGGAAGGCGUUGCUUUUCUAGAGAAGUCGGACAAGGAGAGAGAGGAGAGAAUCAGGGCUGGAGAAGAGGAAGCCAUGAGGGAGAGAGAGAGACUGCAGAGGGAGUCCCGGGAGUCUCGGGCUCGAGUCGCAGCCGUGGAAGAGGAACUCAUGGCCAUCCGACGGGAUAGGGAUUUGAUGGCCACGCAGCUGAAGAUGUUGGAGCGCAAGGGAGCUAUCUCGGUGCGGGAAGUUGAUGGUCAAAAUGCUGCUGGCCCCAGGGAAGGAAAGCUGCAGGCUGAGCUGAGGGAGCUUCUCCGAGAAACAGAGGAAAACCGGCGAACCAUGUUUGCUCAGAUCGAGACGAUCAGCAAAUUGAAGUACGAGCGCGAACAGGCCCUGUACAAGGUAUCCGACUUGGAGAUGUUGGUGGCGGAGAAGCAGGCUUUGCUUAGAAAUGCGGAUCAGGACCGGCAGAACCUGCUUGCACGCCUCGAGAGGCAAAUUGAGCAGAUGCCGCUGUGCGCCACUUGUCACCCCCCCGAGCGUCAUGAUGCUUUACAGAAGCAAAGCCAGACUCCUCCGAGACAGGGCGAUCUUCUGAGGCCUGGAAGGGGAAGGAGCGAUGAAAUAGGGUCAGAAGAGGAGGUGAGGUUGGGAGAGGGCACGAGUGUGGUGGCCAAGCAAGUGGCCGUUGUCGCCCAGGCGACAGUGGACAGACUCCAAAGGAAGGUGAGGGAGAAGGAGGAAGAGCUGAAGAGCGUGAGGGAGGCGAUGUCGGAAAUGAGGAGAAAAGCGAUGGAGGAUAUUGAGAAAUCCAGAGAGACUAUCGACCGGCUGAAUCAGGCACUGUUUAAGAGAAAGGAACGAGGGAUCAAGAGCAUGAAAGAAGCUCUCCUAAGUCUGAGCAAAAACGUUAGAGGGAGAGCCUCCUCCUCCUCCUCCUCUUGGAAGAAGAUGCCCUCGAAAUCAUCGAGAAGAGUCCUUGCCUGGGAGGAAGGGCAUCGGCGUGGGCGAAGGGGAGGGGACCGGGUAGAGGAGGAAGACCCUCGGGCAACGGAGUCUCCGGAGGGGGGAAGUAACAGCCACAGUUCUGAGCCAUCGCCCCCUUCAUCGUCUCUGACUUCGCGCUCAGCUCCGCCCACUCCGAGCGGUAGGAAGAUGCGAGGCCAGUUCUCUGGAGUGCAGCGACAAGAUGACCAGUCCGCUCGGCCUCUUUCUGCACCAAACUCUCCCACCCGUGGGAGACUUCAGCACCUGGUUCCAGCGGGAAGCAGAGGUGCUGCUGAUCAGGGCAAGGGAGAAGAUGGAGGAGGGGUUGGCCGAGGAGAGACACGUGAGGAAGGAGAAGUGAGGCACGUAGGGGGUCGAUGGGGGCUGGUAGCACCAGAUGCCAUGCAGAAAAAAGUUCUUCAAUGGAAGGCCAGGUGUCAUGUUCUGGAGAAGAAACUUGCCAAAGUGAAGUUGGCCAGAUCAACGGAUCUUGCUCGCUUGGUCCAGGAGCUGGAGUUGGAGAGGCUGAAGGGAACGUCCAAGGUGGCUGAUCUGUUGGUCUCGAAGAUGAAAACCCAGCUUGUCGAAAAGGAGGAGAAGAUCCAACGCUUGCACGUGGCCAUCAAGGAGUUGGAAGCAAAGCUGGCUCUGACUGCACCUCAUAAGACAGGAGGGGUUGCGACCGCUGCAAGUGCCAGUGGCUCCAUAGAGGUGCCACAGAAAAUUCCAGAUCCUGUGGAGGCUCAGGUUCUUGCUCAGGAGGCCUCAGCUAUGUCACUGCAACUGGAGCGUGCGCGAAACGAUAUCGAUCGGUGGAAGAAGAUUGCCGAAGACAGGAAGGAGAGGUGUGCAAGAUUGGAGAAGGAGCUCGCACAAGAGAGGCAAACCACCGCCAAUGCCUCAGCGGUCAGGUCUCGUGCCUCCGCAAAUGUAGGUGUCGUCACCACCAAUUUUGGUAAUCAAGGAAACAAAGGAGAGGCACACACUUCGUUGCAGAGAGGGAGGGAGCCGAGUAGUGUCCUGGACUUGCGAGUAACAGAGCUGGAGAAGAGGAUUAAGGUGCUGACGGAGCAGAACAGGAAACUUAGGAUGCGAGUGAGAGAGGAGGGCGGUGAAGAAGAGAUCAGAGGCGUGCCAGGAGUAAUGGGUUCCGCUUGGGAGGGAAGGAGGAGGACAAGUGGUGGACUGGGUGCUCCCCCUAGGAAAGACACCGCUGCUCAAUACAAACCGCCUAGCGAUGCAGGCCUAGGAAGGGAGGUCCAAAGGGAGAGAGUGCAUACAGUGGAGAAGAAACGGGGAAAUAAGACAGGGGAAUCCUUGAAAGGGGUUUUGGCAGGUCUCGCUGGAGGCAAUAACGAUGUCAUAGAGAGAUGGGAGGAGGAGAAAAAGUUAAGGAAGAGGGUAGAUAUGAUGCGAUCGAGGCUGAUGGAAAGCAGGAGGGAAGCCGAGGAGCAUGCAAGCCGAGCAAGGCAGGCGGAUGAUACCGUGAAGCUUCUCGAGACAGAGAAGAACAAACUCAGAGAAAGGAUACGGGCAUUGGAGGCGGCGAGCAGAGCCGCUGGAGCUCCGAGGUUUACCGAGAGCACCGCAGACAGAAUCAAAGAGAUACUCGCACAGAUGAAGGAAGUUGAAGUGGAGAACGAGAAGUUACGAAGAGAAGCGAUGGUGGAGAAAGAGGCUGAGAUAAAUCGGCUGAAGAGAGAGGUUGAAGCUUUGCGUCUCAGUGCAGACGGUAAUGCAGAAAGGGACAGCAAGCAACGGGCGACCUCGUCUCCUUCUGCCAGCCGAGGAGUAGAUGCUCGACGGUCGGAGCCACUGGUGGAAGUAGAGGAAGAGGAGAGGCUGAUGAGAUGGCAGGAACUCGAGAAGGAGGUGGAAGACGGACGGAAGGCCAGGCAAGAGUUAGAGGACCGAAUUUUAGCGAGAGAUAACGCGAACUUGGAGCUGAGAUUCGAGAAGGAACAAGCCUUGCUGGAAGGCAGCAGGCUCAGAGCACGACUCAAGUGUCUGUUCGAUGAGGAGCUUUGGCCGUUGUCAGCAGGCAAAGCUGGGGUGGAGCCAGGUGGUGGAUCUAGCACACGUGUCACCCGCAGUGCAAGUGGUGCUAUCGCCUCUGCUGAAGGAAAGGGGUCAACCCAUGGGGGAGGGAGAGUUAGCAGUUGUUCUGGGAGAGGUUCGCGGGAACUGGAGUUGGAAGCUGUGGUGGAGAGUCUGACGAAGGUUGUCGAGAAACUGAGGACUGAGAAUGAAGGACUGAAGAAGAACGUUGCCAGCAAUGCAAAGUACAUGGACGUGUUGAACAAAAACAAAGAGCUCAAGAAAAAGGUGGGAGACCUGACUGAGGAAGUUGAGAAGGUGAGAGAGGACAGAAGAGGGGCAGAGGAAGUGAGGAGAAGAAGCGUGAGAUUGGAAGAAACUAACACGAGUUUGCGCAAACAACUGAGAAAGGAAAGAGAAGAGAUCAAGCGACUGAAUAGAGCUGUGCAAGAUGCAGAGAGGGAAAGGAGGGCAGCCGAGACUAGAAUACCACCCACAAGAGAUGGUGAGGACGAACAGGAUAGGGUUGGAGAAUCGGAUCAGAUGAUUAGGAUCGUCCAGUCGCUAGAGGAACAACUGCAGUCUGGCAGCGAUGAGAUUAGGAGGCUGAAGGAAGAAUUGGCAGCAAGAGGGGAGAUGAUUGAGCAGCUUAGGGAAGAGGUAGAUAGGAGAGAGGACGAGCUGGACCUGCUAAAUGGAGAAUUAGCAAUUCGAAGCGCAGUGGAGUCUCAGGAGCUACAGGAGUUGGUGGGCAAGUUGACAGAACGCGUAGCCGAUCUAGAGAGGGAGAAGGAGCUACUUUUAGCGGAUACAACAGGUGAUGAAUUUCCGGGUGCCCCGGCCACAAUAGAGGCGUCAGCAGCAGGGCCUUCGCAUGCAAGGUUGCUGCAGAACGCCAGGAAGGAGGUGGCCAAGUGGAAAGGAAGGUAUGCACAAGUUGUAAAAGAGCUGGAACGUGUUAGGACUGAGAACGAGCGCCUCAAGGAGGAUCUGGAGGCCCUGGACCCUGGCUUCUUCGAAGAGAUAGAAGAUCUGAGGACGGAUCACCAGCGGCUGUCCCAGAUGUGCAAGGAGUACGAGGUGUUGCUGGCAAACUAUGCCAGGCGGCUUGGGGUACCCUUUGCACAAACCACUUUCUAAUCCGGGAUAUAGAGGGGGAAGCAGGACGGAAUAGAUCUUAAAGAUGGAUGGAAGUGUGUGAGGUAUCACAGAAAUGGGAUGCAUUCUCGAAGCAGGCGGUGAACAGUGAAGCAAGCAGCAGGGACAGGGGUUCAAGGGGGAUUUCCAGCGACAGGCAAGCAAGCAACAGGGCCAAGAGGAAUGCCCAGGGGCCAAGGGCAAGGGAACUUGUCUCUGCAGGUGUAGCGAAUCGUGCCAGUAGACACAGCAUUUUCCUGAUAGCAGCCAUUAUGCUUGAUGUCAUACCGCCAUUGGGGUUCCCGCUGGUAGUUGGCUCGAGGGCUUCUGGGAUCGCACUACACUCCCGGGAGCCCUGCCUGCCUUCAACAAACAAGUUGCAAAAACGCAACUUGGAGUGGGAGAUGGCUUGGAAGGCCCACUCAGACAAAACCUGAGGUCCAUCUGCAUGGUAAAUUUCAGCAAGUCUCUUUGCGUAUAUGUUGAGGGGUAUUGGCAUCCCUAAACUGCUAAGCAACAGGGUUGCCUUCUACCAGAACACAUCACUGCUUGUAGGGUUAUUAUAGUGAUUGGGCUCAGUAAAGGUGCAAUGGUCUG